This is a messenger RNA of Papaver somniferum (opium poppy), 816 nucleotides long. RefSeq lists its product as uncharacterized. NCBI's taxonomy places the organism in Eukaryota, Viridiplantae, Streptophyta, Magnoliopsida, Ranunculales, Papaveraceae. The coding region runs from base 1 to 816 and encodes 271 amino acids. The transcript has 2 exons. The record is from RefSeq and is a predicted model, not a curated record.
AUGAAUAAAGAUUGGGUUCGUUGGCCAAGGGGGAAAGUUCCAUACCAGGAUGCAGUGAAGAAGUUCAUAAAGUUGACUUGUGAGAAACUUGGAAAUCCUUCUAAGUUUAGUUGUCCUUGUGUGGAUUCUAAGAAUCUUGCUGCGCCACUUCCUCCGAGUACAGUACAUUUUCACUUGCUACAACGAGGUAUGGAUCCUACUUACACCGAGUGGGUUCUUCACAGUGAGAAGGCUAGCACUUUGAAUGAUGUUCAUGAAGAGGGAGCAACAAGUCAACAUACUUUCUAUCAGAUGUGUACAGAUGCUAAUGUUGAUUUUGCCGAACCAGAACAAGGGGUUGCUGAACCUAGGCAGGACGAUGAGUCGCAGAACCAAGACGAAGGAUUGCUGAACCAUAUUAAAGAGCUAUCUAUUACUAUUGAAUUUUAUAGGCACAAGACAGUAAAUGAUUUAUCUCGAAGAGAUUUUGAUGAACUUCUCAAGACAAUUAGUUCCGCACUUCCCUCAGGUCAUUGUCUUCCUAAAUCAACUUAUGAAGUGAAGAAGUUGCUGAAAGCUUUCCAACUGACUUAUGAGAAAAUAAAUGCAUGUGAGAACGAUUGUUGUUUGUUUAGAAAAGAGUUGAAAGAUGCAGAUGAACGUCCUAAAUGUCACUAUUCUAGGUGGAAGGAAGACAUAUCUAACAUGGAUGACGAUGCUGACAUGAUAGACAAGCCCAAAAAGAAGAUACCGGUGAAGAUGCUUAGAUACUUCCCCCUUGUGCCGAGAUUAGAGAGAUUGUUUAAAUCAGCAGAUCUAGCUCAACAGUUGAUAUGA